Glarea lozoyensis ATCC 20868 is the source of this 2157-nucleotide messenger RNA. RefSeq lists its product as uncharacterized. Bases 1 to 2157 code for a protein of 718 amino acids. The record is from RefSeq and is a predicted model, not a curated record. The transcript has a single exon. NCBI's taxonomy places the organism in Eukaryota, Fungi, Ascomycota, Leotiomycetes, Helotiales, Helotiaceae.
AUGACUGACGAAGUUAACUCUUUGACGCAAAACGAUACGCGUACGGACGCCGAUUCCUUGAAAGGGCUAGGAUCCAGCCUUAAACCUGGCAAACCGCUCGAUGAAGUAUUUUCAAAGUCAUCUGCGGAGCGAGGUUUAUGCUCUCGUUGUGCAAAUUACAAUUGGGUGUACCAUCUGAAACGCUGUGCUGUUAUACAAACGGAUAGGGCGUUCAUGUUCGAGGAUGCUUUCGUUAACGAGUACAUAGAUCGCUACGGAUCGCCAGAUACUAGGCCACCGAGAAAUUCUUACAGAGAUGCUUAUUAUCUGAUAAAAGACGCACCAUAUUCAGGUUCUUACUAUAUGUCGGACGAUAAAUCAGAAACAAUAAUUAGCCUGGGACCAUGUCAUUCUUCGGAUUUGUCUCGGCACAAUUGCUCGGUGUGUAAUUUGAUAUUGGAUUCUGUCCACAAAGUUGUUCUACGAUACGGUUCAUCCUUAGAUCUAUGGCUGAAAAACUACUCUUCCGGAUUUGCGAUUCAAGAUACCCAGAUGCGGUUCAGUGUCCUCCCAAAGGAGGAUUCUUCCUUUGCGCAUCGCUAUGAUCCUGGUAUACUUGAUAUAUGUUUUCAACUUCCAUUUGACCCUAAUCCUCCUUUUUAUGGGUAUAUCGUACAUUACACGAUGGCGGACUUUCAAGUCACUGAAUAUUUUACUCGAGCCACGAUUGACCCUUACCAAAUCGAUCUCAGUAUGGUCAAGAAUUGGUUGACCUAUGGAACACAAGCGGGCAAACAUAUGCACGUGGAGCGUACGAAAUUCAUUGGCGGUUUUAAGGUGAUUGAUGUACACACCAAUUGUGUCGUUGUUGGUCCAACAGACUGCACAUACAUGGCGCUGAGUUACGUCUGGGGAAACAUUUCGCCCUUUCGCGUCAAAAGCGCAGACUUUGUGGUCAGUAAAAAUGGCGCAGGCUCUUUAGAGACAAUUUACGCUCAACUGGACAUCCAGAAGCUUCCACAAACAAUUCGAGAUGCCAUGUUUCUUGUUAAAUCCCUAGGGGAGCGAUAUCUGUGGGUUGACUCACUGUGUAUCACACAAGACAACGAAUCUGAAACGAAGGCCAUGAUUCGCGCAAUGGACGAUGUGUACCAAGCUGCCUCGCUUACAAUAAUUGCGGCUUGUGGUGAAGACUCUGAAGCAGGACUCCCUGGAUUAUACCCUGCAUCGAGAGAUCUAAAGCUUGGUAUAGGCUCGGUUGAAGGCAUUCGUCUUGUGGCCACCGAAGAAAGGAUGAACGAUGUCCUUGCAAAGUCAAGGUGGGCGACUCGUGGUUGGACUUACCAAGAGUAUCACUUUUCUGAGAAGGCCCUAAUCUUUGUUAACCAAAGAGUGUACUUUCAACAGGGUACUGAAGCAUGGGGCGAAGUACAACCAACUCGUGCUACGGGGGGCAUGAACCGUUUUCUUUCAGCCCUGGAUACUGGUCUUUGGCACUCUUAUAGCCAGCAUGUAAUCACAUACAAACAACGAGAUCUUACAAAACCUGAAGACAUUUUGAAUGCAUUCAGUGCCAUCCUUCAAGACCUGUCAAGCCGGUAUAAAACGAUGUUUUGCUGGGGUUUACCUACCAAACACUUUGAAUUAAGCCUGGUUUGGGCUUUAUGUGGGAAUAGCGUACCAGCACGUGCUCGACGGAAAUGUGGAAACAAAUUUCCAUCUUGGUCGUGGGCGGGUUGGGAAAGCCUUGUUUACUUUCCUAGUGGUGAGAUUGGGGUUUACAAAUGCAGACUGACACCAGCAAUCACAUGGCCUUGGGAUUCUCAAUACGGUCUGGAGUGCAAGGAAGAUGUAUUCGAUAGCGGGAUUCUGACUAUCGAUGUUGCGUCUACUAUGUUGAAGCCCUCGAAAGUUCGGUCAGAAGGCAAUGCAAAAGAAGAACAAGAUAGCCCGUAUUUUCAGCUAAAUAACGGGUUGGCGUGGACCAGUGAUGUAGAAUGUAUUCUUCUGGCUACUACUAUACAGCCCGACUGGCUUACUCGCCCUUCCAGAUUACGUUUGCAUUUGGCAAUACAGAGAGGAGAGGAUGAAAUUUACUACAGAGUGGGUCAUAUCGCGUUGAGGGAGGAAUCAUGGGAAGGUGUUUCAUAUGAACGCAAACGAAUUCGACUAGGAUAG